AUGGCGUGUCGGUUGCUUUACCUUAUAACUAUUCUAUUCCUACUACACAAGAAGUCAACGUCGUUUGAUCUUUUCUCAAAAGAAUGCACAACACAACGGUGUGUGCUGACGGCCGCUCGCCUUCUUUCAAAAAUGGAUCCGUCGGUGGAUCCUUGUGUCGACUUCUAUGACUACGCAUGUGGUCAAUGGAUAAACAACUCUGUAAAUCUCAACUAUCCUUCAUGGAACGUCCUUUAUGAGACGAACAUGAGGGCGCAUGAUAAAAUAGUUCAUGCUAUGCUUAAAGGUACGUCCCACUCGUAA
Ostertagia ostertagi is the source of this 303-nucleotide messenger RNA. Lineage: Eukaryota; Metazoa; Nematoda; Chromadorea; Rhabditida; Trichostrongylidae. The record is from the annotation of a GenBank genome assembly.